Triticum urartu is the source of this 1694-nucleotide messenger RNA. RefSeq lists its product as uncharacterized. The record is from RefSeq and is a predicted model, not a curated record. Lineage: Eukaryota; Viridiplantae; Streptophyta; Magnoliopsida; Poales; Poaceae. Gene Ontology annotation, molecular function: hydrolase activity, acting on ester bonds. Gene Ontology annotation, biological process: GPI anchor biosynthetic process. Gene Ontology annotation, cellular component: endoplasmic reticulum membrane.
AAGAAAAUUCUAACCUAGCCACCCACCCACUCGACCUCCGAUUCUGCCGGCGGCGGUCGGUCGGUCGCUGCAGGCUGCAUCUAGCUUGGGCAUAGCAUAGCCGGCGGGGACCUCCAGGCGGCGGGGCACCUUCGUUUCGUCGCUCUCUCCUCUGCUUCCUGGAGGUCCAAGUCGUCCUCUCCUUCCUCGCUCGCCGGUCAAGAUCUCCACUUCGCACUCGCGGGCAUCCUCGGGAGAGCAAACUAGAAGAAGAAGAAGAAGGACCGGACUGCCGUGUGGGUGCAGUGAAGAUCCCUUUGACCAGUAACGAACGAAUCCAUAGCUGCUGCUUGCCGUGAGGGAUGGCCGGAAGCGGCCUGUGGGUAGUUGGAUUGGCCUCCCUUCUUGCACUCCCUGGGAUAUUCGUCUCCAUCUCCGUCGAGGCCAGCCCGGGAGAUGCUGAUCCGCACUACAGAACUUGUGUGGGGGAGUGUCAGAAUACGGGGAUUAUUGGAGGCAACAUCAUCAGUCACUGUCAGUCCCGGGAGAACGACAGCAUAUCUGCUGGAAGUUCUUGGUACACACAGGAGGCUCUUCGUGUGCAGUGGAAGCAACUAAACUGUAUGACAGACUGCCGCUACUACUGCAUGAUGCGAAGAGAAGAGGAACGGCGAUUAGGUGGCCUGAGCCCUGUUCAAUAUCACGGAAAAUGGCCCUUCAAACGUGUUUCUGUCUUCCAGGAACCCCUGUCAGCUGCACUGUCUGCUCUCAACCUAUUGAUGCACUUCACUGGCUGGCUUUCGUUCUUCCUGCUAGUGAAAUACAGAUUACCUCUUAGACCUCAGACGAAGAAGACGUACUACGAAUACACUGGCUUAUGGCAUAUCUAUGCAAUAUUAUCAAUGAAUGCAUGGAUCUGGAGCUCUGUAUUCCAUACCAGGGAUAUUGACUUGACUGAGAAAUUGGAUUACUCUUCAGCUGUGGCCGUACUUGGCUACUCUUUAAUCCUUACACUGCUAAGAAUUUUUAAUGUCAAGGAGGGGGCUACCCGGGUGAUGUUUGCUGCACCUAUUCUAGCAUUCGUCACAACACACAUCUUGUAUCUUAACUUCUACGAGCUUGACUACGGAUGGAACAUGAAAGUUUGUGUGGCGAUGGGAGUGGUUCAAAUUGUCGCAUGGGCAAUCUGGGCUGGUGUGACCCAUCAUCCGUCACGGUUGAAGCUUUGGGUCGUUGUGUUCGGAGGAGCUCUAGCUAUGCUUCUUGAGGUGUUUGACUUUCCUCCAUACAAGGGGUAUGCCGAUGCGCACUCGCUGUGGCACGCGAGCACCGUUCCCCUCACCUAUCUUUGGUGGAGCUUCAUUAAAGAUGACGCAGAGUUCCGCACCUCCACACUCACACUGGUUAAGAAGGCCAGGUGAAUUAAAGGUCAUUAUGUUGUUCGGUUCUCUCAAGGCAACACAAGCAAAAGCUCGGUAUGCUCGGUAUUCCUGGGAUCGAUCAGGACGACAAAUCAUUCGUCUUCGGGUGUCACUGUUUUGGUCUGCAAACUCAGCAUCUUGUUUCUGUGGCUCUAGCCCUCCUGACUUUUGUUUUGAUCUAUAUGAGGAAUAGUUGUGUAGUAGAAAAAGUGACAUUAUCUUUUUCCGUGCCCGUUGAGACAGUUGAGCCUGUGAGUUUCAAUAGAAGCUUAUAUGAAGCUAAGCAUUGCAGAA